This is a messenger RNA of Paramecium primaurelia, 160 nucleotides long. Lineage: Eukaryota; Ciliophora; Oligohymenophorea; Peniculida; Parameciidae. The record is from the annotation of a GenBank genome assembly.
GAAAGAUUUAGAUUCCAAAUAAUAAAUAAAUGGGACCUGGAUUAGACGAUAACUUACCUGAAAUUGAAUCAAAUCUAAUCAUCAUCCAUUUACUAACUGUCGAAAGAGUAUGCAAAUCUAACUGUAUUUUAGCCUAGAACUUAUAACUUAUUAGGCUGAG